Drosophila busckii is the source of this 661-nucleotide messenger RNA. RefSeq lists its product as uncharacterized. The coding region runs from base 109 to 465 and encodes 118 amino acids. The record is from RefSeq and is a predicted model, not a curated record. NCBI's taxonomy places the organism in Eukaryota, Metazoa, Arthropoda, Insecta, Diptera, Drosophilidae. The transcript has 3 exons.
AGAAACCAACCCCCAUGUACAAAAAAUACCAACUGCAAAAAUACCAGCAACUGGCAACAGCUGUUAGUUAGCUGUACUUAAGAAGAGGCGGCAGACAAAACCAAAACAAUGUCGCUGCUUGUGGAAACUACGCUUUGUUUUAUUUCAUUACUUACUGUAUUUAAUUAUGUUAUUUGUGCUACGGAAAAUGCUGCAAGUGGCGCGCGUGCAGCGACUUUUCACUUUCCGGAAUAUGCCUACAAGGAGACCAGCAAAAAUGAAGUAACCUAUCAUGACUAUGAGCUGGCUUGUAGCGAGAAUUUGAUGUGUAAGAAUAAUGCAAAUCUUGUGGCGAAAUUAAAUUGUUUAAGACGCUGCAUAUCGCCGUCGUGUUAUCAGGAUAUAUACGCGUUUAAUGAGCUGGAGGAGGGAGAGAUCGACGUACGCAUGAAUUCGUUUAAAGGCUGCGUUAUUCAGCGCAUAUAGCAUAAGGCGCCGUUUCUGCAACAAUUGUAUCUCUCGAACUACUUGCAGGAAUGGCAGUGGAAGUUCUCGGAGCUAAUGCAGCAAUGGUAUAGGACUGGCUGAUAUCUAUGUAUGAAUGCAGUGCUUUGAAUAGUAUUAAACUUAGCUCAUAAGCCAAAAAAAAGUAUUAUAUAAAUGUUAAACGUAAACGGAAAUA